AUGCCGGUAGCCGUCUCGACGCAGUCUACACCAUCUCAAACGGAGCAAUUGAUCCGGGUUACAUCCGCAAUCGCGCUCGAGCUCAUCAAAGCGCACGAUGCGGGUCAAACGGUGUCGCUGAAUGAGAUCCGGAAUAAAAUGAGCAAAAAAUACAACUUUAGCGGAGUACCACGUCUCGUAGACAUUAUCAGCGCAGUACCAGACGAGUACAAAAAGGCCCUCUUGCCAAAGCUAAAAGCGAGGCCGAUUCGGACUGCAUCUGGGAUUGCCGUUGUUGCGGUGAUGUGUAAACCCCAUCGAUGUCCACACAUCGCCAUGACAGGGAAUAUCUGCGUAUAUUGCCCAGGAGGACCAGAUUCAGACUUUGACUACAGCACUCAAAGCUAUACGGGAUACGAGCCUACAAGUAUGCGGGCUAUACGUGCCCGAUACGAUCCAUACGAACAGACAAAAGGACGAGUAGAACAACUUCGAAGCCUAGGCCAUAGCGUUGACAAAGUCGAGUUUAUUGUCAUGGGAGGAACAUUCAUGUCGAUGCCAGAAGACUAUCGUAACAAGUUCAUCGCCCAGCUACACAACGCUCUUUCCGGAUAUACUGGUCAAGAUGUCGACGAGGCGGUCAGAUUCUCUGAACAGAGCAAGUCCAAGGCGAUCGGUAUCACCAUCGAGACACGUCCAGACUACUGCCUACGACCACACCUCUCGCAAAUGCUCCGCUACGGAUGCACGCGUCUCGAAAUUGGAGUUCAAUCUGUGUACGAGGAUGUAGCACGGGAUACGAACCGAGGGCAUACAGUGCGAGCCGUGUCAGAAUCUUUCCACCUCGCCAAGGAUGCAGGCUUCAAAGUUGUUGCGCACAUGAUGCCUGAUUUGCCCAACGUUGGCUUGGAGCGGGAUUUGGAGCAGUUCAAGGAAUAUUUUGAGAAUCCAGCAUUUCGGUCGGACGGACUGAAGAUUUAUCCCACUUUGGUUAUUCGAGGGACGGGGCUCUAUGAGCUAUGGAGGACAGGGAGGUACAAGAACUAUACGCCCAACGUCUUGGUUGACGUGGUGGCGAGAAUAUUGGCUCUUGUACCGCCGUGGACGAGGGUUUAUCGAGUGCAAAGGGACAUUCCUCUUCCACUGGUGUCGAGCGGCUGUGAAAACUCUGGAAAUUUACGAGAGCUGGCCCUUCAGCGGAUGAAGGACUUUGGCACAGAGUGUCGGGACGUGAGGUUUAGAGAAGUCGGAAUACAUGAGAUUCACCACAAAGUUCGACCAGACCGCGUCGAGCUCAUUCGAAGAGACUAUACGGCCAACGGUGGAUGGGAGACGUUCCUCUCGUACGAAGACCCGGAGAAAGAUAUCUUAGUUGGACUUCUUCGUCUUCGAAAGUGUUCCGAUGAGGGUACAUUCAGGCCGGAGCUCGUUCGAAGACCCGUGGUGGACGGAGAAGAGGAGGGUGGGUCGGUGAGCAUCGUGCGUGAGCUACAUGUGUAUGGCACAGCCAUCCCCGUUCACGGGCGUGAUCCGACAAAGUUCCAGCAUCAGGGCUUUGGCACCUUGUUGAUGGAAGAAGCGGAACGGAUAGCCAGAGAUGAGCAUGGUAGCGUCAAGCUUGCUGUCAUCUCUGGAGUAGGGACACGGGAUUACUAUCGAAGACUAGGCUACGAGCUCGAUGGACCAUACAUGUCCAAGUCUCUCCUAUAG
Molecule: messenger RNA, 1689 nt
Organism: Serendipita indica DSM 11827
Lineage: Eukaryota; Fungi; Basidiomycota; Agaricomycetes; Sebacinales; Serendipitaceae
Source: the annotation of a GenBank genome assembly